Messenger RNA from Trichoplusia ni (cabbage looper), 2670 nucleotides. RefSeq lists its product as uncharacterized. The coding region runs from base 962 to 1975 and encodes 337 amino acids. The record is from RefSeq and is a predicted model, not a curated record. Lineage: Eukaryota; Metazoa; Arthropoda; Insecta; Lepidoptera; Noctuidae. The transcript has 2 exons.
UUUGUUAGGUGUAGUGUAAGUAUUAAGUAUAUCUAUGUAUGUAAUAAUGAUCUAAUGUGUAACCAAUCUUACCUUUUGUGUACUCCACGUGUAACCUCAUUUUUACUGUAUUUAAUCAUUGCUUUAUUAUAAUUAAAGUGCAGUCAUACCUGAGAUCUCGUAGUUUCAAUGUGUUUUCUAACACCUCCCGUACAUGGCGACCCUGCCAGCUGUCCGCGCGAGUCGGUUAUUUGAGACGGUGCAUACAUAAAUGGAGUGGAACUUUUAUUGGAUUAAUUGAUUUGGUUGCUACGGGACUCAGAAAUAAUUAAAAGUGAUGACUAUGGCGCAGUUACAACAAAUCGGUUGCACUUACGAGUUGGACGCUUCAAUUCUUGUGUCGUACAAAAUAACUGAAAAUUUACUAUGGGUAACCAAAAAUCUCAAGAAGUAGUCAUCGCUCAGAAUGCUGCUGGAGGUGUUAACCAAGCUACGACGGAGGAAAUACAGCAGCAUAUGUCGACCACAAAAAUACUGCUGUGCGUUAUAAUAUUAUUUUUAUGUCUGGGGCUACUGUAUCUUGCCUACAGUACUUAUAAGAAGUGCCAUUUGCGAUGGAUAUCAAGGCAAAUAAAUAGAGCUACACUGAGGGAUUCUUUUUUCCGACGACCAGCGGCGACUCCCGGGCGUCUUGACAGAGAGGCGCAGCAGGCUCCGAAUAAACUUUAUCCAGGAGUUGUUUAGUGAAACGAUCUGUUAAAGUGAUUAAAUGUGCGGUAUCCAAUAAGUGCUUCACAGUGCGGUUAAAAGUGCGUUUUCGUAAAUAUAUCAUACUGCUCGGGCACUAGUUAAAAUAGGUAACGUCUUAAUAUAUGGGAGUAAAAUUAAAAUAUAUAAUGGACAUAUUAUUUAAUGGACUUUAGUGUUAUUAAUAGUUCAUGUUUACUCAAAUAAUGCAUCAUCAGCGUUUGUGUGGUAAGUUAUGGCAAUUACUUUACAGUCGUUAUAUAAUGAAUUAAAAGAGAUCAGAACUUAUUUAAUAAAAAUAGGCCCAAAGAGAAGACAAGGUCAUAUUUUAGAAAGCAAACUAAGUGAAGCUAAUAUAGUGCAUGAGCAAUUUGAAUGCUGGUUAAAUACAUAUAAGUCAAAAUUAAGAAAGGACGACGAUGAUGAUCCAGUUGUGCAUAGUUUUUGUAAACAAUUUUUAACGUUAUUUAAUGAAAUUGUAGAUUUAUGUCAAAGCGAUAAAAAUUCCGAAGAUUUUGUUACAAUGAGUACUUUUGAUUUAAAGACUGCCUUGAACUUAUUGCCCUGUAUGACAGAUACAGAGGCUAAUACGAAGCAAUUAAUUGACAAUAUAGAAUAUUAUAACUCUCUAUUGGACAAGGAUGUAUGUAAGAAAAAUUUGAUUAAUUUUGUCUUAAAAAGUAGAUUGUCUCAAGCUGCAAAAUUAAGGUUGAAUUCCAGUUAUGCAAGUGUAGAUGAUUUAAUUACGGAUAUGAGAAAAGAACUAUUACCUCGAAAAUCAGCAACUGCAAUUUCAAGUAAAUUAGAACAUAUUAAGCAAAAUGAUUUAUCUAUUUCAGAUUUUGGAAACCAACUAUCAGAAUUAUUUGUUGACCUUACAAUUUCGCAAGCGAACGGCAAGUCAGAAAAUUACAGCAUUUUAAAGCCAUUAAAUGAAAAUAUAGCUAUCAAAAAAUUCGCCGACGGCUUGCGAGAUCGUAGGCUCAGUACUAUUAUUGCUGCCAGGAAUUUUAGCACUUUGAAGGACGCAAUCCAGGCUGCCAUGGAUGAGGAGGUCACCACCGCGUCGGGUUCGGGCGAAAUUAUGGAGGACAAGGACGAGGUUUUCGAGGAAAUCAGCGAGGAUGGUAUCAGCAGGUCACGACCCGAGGUGCACCGACGCGAGGACAUCGGUUCAGCGGUCAACAAUAUAGAGGUAAGUCCACAAGAAAACAAGGGAUAUGUCAACAACCUAAUGUUAACGUUAUAGAUGAAGAAAGUUUUUUAAAUUCAUUGCCUAAUACAGAGCCCCAAAGUUCACAAUCGAAUGUGACUGAAACAUUUUUUCGUGACCAAUAAUAAGCAACAUUCAAUUUUAUCAUGCGAUAGUGAUUUUUUUACAUGUUUUUCAGUAAAUGGAAAAUUAUUUUCAUUUUUGGUAGAUUCUGGUGCAUCUUUAAGUGCAAUUAAAUAUAGUUACGUAAUUGGCCUAAAUUUAACUUUGCAUAAAGAAGACAUUACUAUAAAUGGUCUUGGGGGCAAAGUCCGUGCAUUAGGGUACGUGUAUCUACAAUUGAGUAGUGAUGAUGUAACUAUUAGUCAUAAGUUUUAUGUUUUAAAUACAUUGCCUAUUACAUCAAACGGUAUCAUCGGUCGAGACUUUUUAAGAAGAUUUAGAUCUGUUUUGAAUUUCGAUACAAAUAUUUUGACUUUGCGUGAUACUAUAAAUCGAACGAUUACUUUACCAAUUACAACUAAAAGUAAUAACUUAUUAGAAGUUUCGGCUAGGAGCGAGUCUAUUCACUAUAUUCAGACACAGUUUGAAGAAGAAUGCGUAAUUUGUUCGACUGAAUUACAGGAUGGUGUUUAUUUAGCUAGUUCCAUUGCUUCUCCUGUUAAAGGUGUUUUACCUAUUAAAAUACUAAAUACAACAGAAAAUAAUGUAACGUUAUCAACAUUUAAUUU